Messenger RNA from Chara braunii, 2783 nucleotides. NCBI's taxonomy places the organism in Eukaryota, Viridiplantae, Streptophyta, Charophyceae, Charales, Characeae. The record is from the annotation of a GenBank genome assembly.
GGGUACUACCUUGACCCGAGGACCCCUGGCGGUACAAGGAAGGAAGCCCUACGAAGGGUCGAGGCCGGCGCGUCACCCGCUCCUCCAGCUAUGUUCCGGAUGUGGCAAGAGAAGGAGACCCGCUGUGACAUCAGGGUGGAAGAAGCAGGAGAAAACGAGGAAGUGGAGCAAGGAAGGAAAGCCGGCACCAUCAAGGAAGAGCCGAUCAUAGUGGAAUUUGAUGACGAGGGUCGCAAGGUGGAUCUGAAAGCUUACCAGGCGUCACGAUUUCAGGACCGGGCGCCUCGGUCGGGCAUGGCUUAUAGGUCACCCUCCAGGACGUGGAGAGUACCACAUGGUGUCAGGACAAGGGCCAAGGGGCCGGUGAGCCCCGAGGAGCCGACAAAGGAUGUCCCUGAGCCCAGUGGGGAGAAAGAGGUGGUACAUGUUCCAGAGGGAGAGGAUGCUGAAGACGACAGAUUGAGAAAAGAAGAGGACGAAAAGGCCGAGCAAAGAGUCAAAAAGAGAGGCGUAAAACCGGACACGGACAAACCUUCAGAAGUAAAGAAAAAGAAGUACGCUGUCCGAGUAGAGGAAGGAUUUGACGUAGAGGAGACCAUGGACAGGAUCCUUGAGGGUCAUAAUCAUCUUAUGAACCUAAAGGAUGUCCAGGCUUCGGCGCCAAGGCUCAAGGAUGAGCUAAAAACGCGCUUAUCUAGGAAGAUGAUGGCCAGUGUGCGAUUAGGGACCAUAAUCUCUAAAGAGGCAAAAUGGGUUGAGACCGGAACGAAGAUGGAUUGGAAGUCCGUCGCAUGUGGGUGCCUUGAUGUAGUGGUAAAGGGAAAGACUUGCACAGCAAUGGUGGACAAUGGCGCGGAAAUGAACCUCAUAAAAGAGGAGCAUGUUGUGCGCUUAGGGAUGGAGAUAGAUCGCUCUGACAACGGGGUCUUAAUGGGGGCGAACAGUCGGUCGAUUUCUAUAGGGACCGCAUCAUCGGUGAUUCUGGAAAUCGAGAAAGUGAAAGUAAGGAGUUGCUUCUUCGUGAUGCUUGAUCUUGACCACUCUAUUCUACUGGAUCCUACUAUCGCCAGGUGGCUAACGUACAUCUGGAUGUUUGAUUUCGAGUUGGAGCGAAUUCCGAGGAACAAGAAUAAAGCAGAUGGGCUGAGUCGAGUCGACUGGGAUAAGAACAACCAAGGAGUGAUCGAAGACACUCCACCAGUGGACGGGUUCCUAGACAGUGAGGAGAAUGUGAGACUUCACAUCAACUCUUGGUCAUUAGGCAUGGGUAACUAUGUUACUCCUGGGCGACCUAUGUGGCUUACGCCACCAGGACAUGUACGACGACCAGACCUAGUCCUUAAGCCCUAUAUUGAAGAAGACUCUUGGGGAAUGCCUGUGGAUUGGAUGAUGGAGCUGCCUUUAGCAGGCAAUUACCAGCUGCAUGAGGACUUGCUUACGAUUGAGGAUGGGGCGCUACAGGUGGGCAAGCAUGAGAAAGUGAUAGGUGGGGUGUAUCUGUUGGCAAAUGCGCUGCUUCAGGAAGAGGUGAUCAAGAAUACGCCGCAGGAUCAGGAAGAGGUGAUCAGGAAUACGGCGCAGGAUCAGGAAGAGGGUGAUAAUGUGAUCCACGAGAAGGAAGAUGAUGAUUUUGAAGAACGAGACAUUAAGGAAGCAUUUCGGGCAGAGGAAUAUGAAGGAGUAAAUGUUGAACUCGGAAUGCUUCUUUCAUGUAAAAUGAGGGAACGGGACGCUUGCGCAAGAGUUCUGAAGAUGAGGCCAAGCUUUCUAGUAAGGGAUGGUCAUCUGUUCAUGAGAAGCAAAGGGGAGGGCUCCCAGAAGAGUAGUCUGCGGCGGCCAGCUGCGAUCAGGGAGGCUGUAGUGGGUCUCGUGACGACAGGGACUAGUGGGACGGUUAGCAGAGCGUUACGAUACCUAGAGGAGGAGGUAGCUGCCUUCCGAGCGGAGGACUCGUGCGACCCGUUGACUCUAUUUCACGGGCGCCCCCCUCUAGAUAUCUCGGGCGGACUGGCGAUAGCACGGGACGGGUUUUUCCCGUACAGCGUUAGGAGCCUGAGAGCGAUAUUGCCGGCGUUCGUGGUAGAGAGUGUCUUUGGAGGCAUUGGAGGAGUGGUGGAGACAUACCUGGCCUAUCAGGAUCUGAAGAUCCUGGCGAGAAGCACUACAGAUUUAACCUACAUCUAUUAUUCACUCGCAACCGGAAGACUUCGCUGGGGAGACGAGAGGGUUCAGCUUAUAGAGCUGAUCCGCUCGAUAGACGACGAGUGGCCCCAGUUGCCGUGCGUUUGGGAUUGGCUAGACCGAGAGCUCMGAGCAGGACCCGAGUACGUGACCUGCAUCGGGCGGCUUUUCUCAGACGAUGAGGAGAGCGGGUGGGCUGAGGACGCCGAGAGACCUCUGAUAUACGGACACCAGUUGGCGCAAUACUACCAAGGCAUUGGACAGGCCCCAUACGGCGUCGAGGACGAGUUUGACGACGGAGGAUGGGAGCGAGAGGACGACGAGAACGUCUGGGAGCCGGACUGGAUUGACCCAGAGGAUGAGAUUGUCGAGGAGGAGCCAGACGCUUCGGACGCCCAUUUCCCCAGGAUAGGAGUAGCAGUCCUGACGUAGGAGCAGUCAGCUUUGGUCACUGAUAUCGGCGAGUAGUGGAGAGUAUGGCGGAUCAGGAUAUACUAAGGGUGACUCUUUCCCUGCGACGGKAUAGGACAGGAGGUUGGGAGGAAGAAGCGUUAGACAUUGUCGAGCAACAAGUGAGACUCAUGACGGAGCAUGCCCUGGAG